Messenger RNA from Salvia miltiorrhiza (redroot sage), 462 nucleotides. RefSeq names its product secreted RxLR effector protein 161-like. The record is from RefSeq and is a predicted model, not a curated record. NCBI's taxonomy places the organism in Eukaryota, Viridiplantae, Streptophyta, Magnoliopsida, Lamiales, Lamiaceae. Bases 1 to 462 code for a protein of 153 amino acids. The transcript has 2 exons.
AUGCAAAACAUCCCUUAUGCCAAUGCCAUAGGUUCUGUCAUAUACAUGGCUAAUCCUGGAAUGCCUCAUUGGGAAGCUAUUAAAUGGUUGUUCAGAUAUUUGAAAUCUACUGUGAAUUGUGGUCUCUCUUUUGAUAAAUCUGAUGAUGGGGUCAAAUGUGUUGGUUAUGUUGACUCUAAUUAUGCUGACAAUAAGGAUAAUAGAAAGUCUACCACUUCCUAUGUGUUUACUCUCUGUGGUUCUUGUAUUAGCUGGAAAUCUCAAUUGCAGGGGAUUGUAGCUCUGUCCACAACUGAAUCUGAGUACAUUGCAGCUACUGAGGCUGUAAAGAAAGCAAUUUGGCUGAAUGGAGUCCUGUCUGAACUUCAACACAUUGAUGAUAAACCCUUGUUGUUCUCUGAUAGUCAGUCUGCAAUCCAGUUAUGCAAAAAUCCUGUUUUCAUGAUAGAACAAAACAUAUAG